This is a messenger RNA of Anarrhichthys ocellatus (wolf-eel), 7199 nucleotides long. It is a transcript of the gene grid2ipb, whose product is annotated as glutamate receptor, ionotropic, delta 2 (Grid2) interacting protein, b. Gene Ontology annotation, molecular function: protein binding. The coding region runs from base 612 to 5051 and encodes 1479 amino acids. The record is from RefSeq and is a predicted model, not a curated record. Lineage: Eukaryota; Metazoa; Chordata; Actinopteri; Perciformes; Anarhichadidae. The transcript is spliced from 26 exons.
UGCGCUGCGGCUUUGGAGGCCGUGGAGCACAUCAUUAGCUCCCAGCGGAGCCAGAGGGUUUAUACUUUAGUAUAUUUAGCAGAAGCCAACAGGUCCAUUUUUGUAAUUCUGUAUUUAUAGCACAAUCUGUCACUUGUGGAAAAUUUCAUUCUCAUUUUAGUAUUUCACUCCAAAGUCUGGCCAAUAUGUGCUUCUAUAUUUGCGAAUUUACCUCAUACGGUUGUUAUUUAAUGCCACUUUGUGUCUCUUACCUGCUUAGAAAUGAGCACCAUUGCCAGUGGUGUGCUCUCUGUUGCAUAAUUACCAUUCAACAGGAUAGACUUGCAUGUGCACUGAGUAAAAAAAAAAAAAAGAAUUAGCUGAAGGAACUUUUGUCUCUCAAGUUAAUUAAGGUCACAAUCUCUGCGACGCCUUAAUUUGAUUGGCUGCUUUUGCGUUUGUGAACCAGGUCAGGGACCACUGAGUGUGUCACGGUUCAGGGUAGAGGGUUACACAGCCGCACUCGAUAGUACAACUUGAGACACUGGAGAUAGCAGGCGGGAGAAGAGACGAAGGAAUUGGAGCUCUUUCGAAACCUGCGGAGGAUUAUUUGAUCCAAAGGUGUUUUCGCAAUGUCGAUAGACUUGAAUAUAUUGGACACAGUGGUCCUCAGCAUGCCGUCGUCCAACCAGGGCUGGCCUGAGGAGUUCGGCUUCCAGCUGGGCGGCAAUGGACCCAGUUACAUCGUGUCUGUGGAGGAGGGCAGCAGUGCCCACCUGGCGGGGCUGCAGGCGGGGGACCAGGUCCUGGAGAUCGAGGGCCACAAUGUGUCGACGCUGGGUCCCCAGUCGCUUGUCGCCAUCGCCCAGACUCAGAAGAACAUCCCCCCCAGUAUCGGAGUGGUGUCCCGCAUACAGCAGAUGGACAUCAUACCAGGUCCGGAUGGUCGUUUUGGGUUCACCAUCGUGGGAGACUGCCCCCUGCUGGUGGAGGACUGCUCGCCUUGCUCUCCAGCCGGCCGCGCAGGCCUGAGGGCCGGCGAUUACGUCAUGGAGGUCAACGGGAUCCCCGUCCGGCAGCACGAGACGGCCGCGGCGCUGAUCAAGGCCUCCCAGGGGAGGACGCUCCGCCUGGGGGUGCUGUGUCUCGGUCCGAGGCAGAAACACAGCAUCAGCAUCGAUGACAGUCAGAUGGGAGGAGAGGGAGCGAGACUGGACCGUAAACAUAAAGCUCUGGAGUUCAAUAGGAGGGUUGACCAGAUUUUAGGUGACGAACCUGAAGUGAAAGAGAAACUCUUCACCGCGCUGAAGCAUUACGCGGCCGAGAAGAGAGUUGAGUGGUUGGCCUCGGUCCUGCCCGACAUACUUGCCACCGAUGAGCAUCGGCAGCUCAUCUCCAGCAUCAGAAUCUUCAUUCCCAAGAAGCACCGGCAGCGCUUUGACGAGGCCGUGUCCCAGAACGUGAUCAACCGACUCUGCCGCAGCAAGAGCAUCAGUGAGCCGCAGGGCAGGAUCCGGCGCAGUCGGAGCGAGGAUCACUCCGACCGCCGCCACGGGUCCAAGCGGGCCAGCUCGGUGCCCAGAGAUGGAGAACCCGGGGGGAGGGGGGAGGCGGAGAGAGACAGGGGCUUUAGAAAGUCUGUCUCCGGGAUACCCGCACAUCCCCCCAUCGGACCCAAUCAGAGGGUCAUCCGUGUCUACCGGGGGAAGAAGAACUUCGGCUUCACGCUCCGAGGUCACGCCCCCGUCUGCAUCGACGCCGUUAUCUCAGAUAGUCCUGCUGAGGAAUGUGGACUGAAAACAGGCGACCGUAUCCUCUUCCUCAAUGGACUGGACAUGAGGAACUGUUCCCAUGAGAAGGUGGUGUCCAUGCUGCAGGGCAGCGGGGCGAUGCCCACCCUGGUGGUGGAGAAGGGUUCGUCUGAGUACUCCUCAGACCAAACCGACCCAGAGGAGUCUCCAAACCUGGCCCCCGCGACGCUACCGCGCUCCAGGUCUCCAGCCCUCAGUUCUCUGCAGUGGGUGGCAGAGAUUCUUCCGCCGAGCAUCAAAGUCCACGGGCGGACCUUCAGCCAGCAGCUGGAGCACCUGCUGACCAUCCAGGAGAGGUACACGGUCUGCAAGUCCCUGGAGACCUUCUUCCAGCACAGGAAUGUGGACACUCUGAUCGUAGACGUGUUUCCGGUGUUGGACACUCCGGCCAAACAGCUGAUCUGGCAGUUCAUCUACCAGCUGCUGACGUACGACGAACAGGAGCGCUGCCAGGGCAAGCUGUCACGCUUCCUGGGUUGCAAGAGCGGCGCAGCGUUGGAGCCUGACAUAGGCCCGGAGCACCACCGGCGGAGCAGCUCCAUGCGCGUGACGGGCACGUCGUACCGCGGCAUCGUUCGGGAGAGGAGCUCCGACGACUGCAUCAUCGGGACUCACCUGGGAAUGGGAAUUCAUGUGGAUGAAUCUGGGAGCCCGGAGGAGAGGCAGUCAGGAGACGGAACCUCCUUCCCCGAGUCCCCUGACCUCAGUCAUAUGACAGGCGUGUACACGGAGCUGGAGAACGUGUACGCGGGGAAGAGUGCGUCGCCACUGCAGGGCGGCUCCUCAGCAGAGCCAGAGGGCCCGGGACAUACUGAGGCCUACGGGCGCUCUCUCUCCCCCCUCACUCUCCCCCCUCUCACAGGUUGUCGUAAAUCCGGCCUGUCGCUGUCCUGGAAGGAGCCUCUCCCCACUCCCGUGUACCAGAUCCACCACCAGAACAGCGUGGACUCCAACCCUUACGUCAGCCUGGAAAGCCCCCCCGCUUCCCCUCAGCACUCCGACAGCGGUCCCAACACGCUGACCCGCCGCAAGAAGCUGUUCACCUUUUCCCGGCCGCCUCGCAGCCGGGACACGGACAAGUUCCUGGACGCUCUGAGCGAGCAGCUGGGCCACCGGGUCACUCUGGUGGAUGAUUUCGUACCCGGGGAGAACGACUACGAGGAGAUAUAUCAAGGUGGUUGUCAUGGUUUCAGAAGAAGAGGGGUGCCUAUGAGUUUCCAGGAGGACCAGGACUCGGGCUUCAUGCCUCGCCACCUCAGCAGUGGCAGCAGCGAGGACCAGAGCAGCAGUGACGAGGCCUCCUCUCCCUCCUACUCCUCGGGGUCUGAACCCAUCCCGCCACCUCCCACCCAGAGCCCCCCUCCUCCCCCGCCUUUCCAAGCUCUGAUACCGCCCCCUGUUCAAUUCACUGACCCACUACCGCCGGUCCGCUUCUCCCCCGAGCACGUCCCCCGCAGCCGCAUGCCCUUCCAGCCGCAACACCCCAUCAUCCCUCCACCCCCGCCCCCUCCGAGGACCAUUCUGUCCAGCCGCUGUCCUCCAAACAAAGUGCUCCCUACCAGAGAAGAGGCAGAGAAAGCUCACCAGCGCUUUCAGACCACCAACACAACGACCCGCCUCUCGCACAGCCACUCCACCCUGGGUACCACCACCCUGCGCUCCUCCCAGCCGUCUCGCCCCUGCUACCUCCCCCGGCAGCUCAGCCAGCCCCAGCCUAUCCUGCAGCCCAUCUUCCAGCCCUCCCCUCAGCCCUCCCCUCAGCCGCUGAGACCGAGCCAUCUUGUCCUCCAGAGACACCACCAGCUCCACCACCAACACAGCUACCAGGGCCCGCUGCCGCCGUCCCUCGAAGAGCAGGGCUCGUCCCAGUGUCCGAGCCAAGGCCCCGCGGGCUCCUCGCUGCUCUCGAAGCAUCCGGCCUCUCACUCCACCCUCCCUCACUCCACCCUCCCCAGUCACACCAAAAGCUAUGAAACCCCACGACAGGAACACCAGUCACAACAGGCACCGCCACCCCCGCCUCCACCCCUUCCUCCACCCUGUGAGCCGCCUCCGCUGCCCAAGCCGGGCCACCACGCCUCGGACACCAACCACAUGAGUGUGAAGAGGCUGCGCUGGGAGCAGGUGGAGAACUCUGAGGGAACGAUAUGGGGUCAGCUCGGAGAGGACUCGGACUAUGACAAGCUCACUGACAUGGUGAAGUUCUUGGACCUCGAUCUGCACUUCGGGACUCAACGGCGAUCCAUCUCUCCUCCAGAGCCAGCCUUCUUGCCAGAGAACUUUAAAAAGAAAGACGUGGUGGAGAUUCUGUCUCAUAAGAAAGCCUACAACGCCUCCAUCCUCAUCGCCCACCUGAAGCUCUCUGCCAGCGAGCUGCGUCAGGUCCUGAUGGACAUGACCACCGACAGGCUGGAGCCCGCCCACAUCAAGCAGCUGCUGCUCUACGCCCCGGACAACGAAGAGGUCAAACAGUACGAGCAGUUUGAACAGGACCCGGCCAAACUGAGUGAGCCCGACCAGUUCAUUUUCCAGAUGCUGAUGGUGCCCGAGUAUAAAACCCGUCUGCGAAGCCUCCACUUCAAGACCACCCUGCAGGAGAGGAUGGAGGAGAUGAAGGUUGCGUACGAUUACAUCUACAAGGCUUCAGUGGAGCUAAAGAGCAGCAAGAAACUGGCCAAAAUCCUGGAGUUUGUACUUGCAAUGGGAAAUUACCUCAACAACGGCCAGCCCAAAAGCCACAAGACAACCAGUUUCAAGAUCAACUUCCUAACCGAGCUAAGCACAACCAAAACAGUAGACGGGAAAUCCACCUUCCUCCACAUUCUGGCCAAGUCUCUGUGCCAACACUUCCCAGAGCUGCUCAACUUUUCCAGAGACCUCACAACAGUGCCUCUGGCAGCCAAGGUGAACCAGAGGGCCAUCACAGCAGAGCUGAGUGACCUUAACUCCACCAUCCUGGACAUCAGGAAGGCCUGUCUGAUGAUCCCACCCACCUCCGAGGACCACUUUGCCUCCGUCAUGAGCAGCUUUAUGGAGAACAGCCACCCUGCCAUCCAGUCUCUGGAGUCUCUGCAGACCCAAGCGAUGGAGGAGUUCUCCAAGGUGGCCUCCUUCUUCGGGGAGGACAGCAAGUCCGCCAACACAGAGUCCUUCUUCGCCAUCUUCGCAGAGUUCAUUAGCAAGUUUGAGAGAGCCCUCACUGAAACCCAGACUCCAGAAUACCCCAGAAGUCCCCGACUGUCUUCCCCUCUGGCCUGGUAAAGGCAAGGAAUGCGGGCAGACGUCUGGCCAAAUCGACAGGCCGGUCGGCUCUGUUUUCACUCUGCUUUCCACAACCAAAGUGCCAAGAUCACGCACAGAGACACUCAACCCAACGGGAACAGAGACCACGUCUGCUUCAGCAAACAGAAUGAAGAUGCGCUGUAUUUAUCUGUAGAUAGUCACAACAGCUAACGAGUGCUCCGUGUGCUAUAUUACUGUUAUUUCAGGUGUUGGGUAGAGCAGGAACAUUCAGGUGUCCACAGGAACUCAUCGCACACUGAUGACUCAAACCAGUCUUUACAUUAUUUACAUCUUUAAUACAAACAUGACAUAGUAGUAGAUAGUAAAAGUUACAUGAGGGAAACCAUACACGCACAUUUUGAUUGCUCCAGUGCAUCUUGAUGCUGCAUUACAAUGAGAUGUAAGUAAUAAAAACAACUGGUCUGGAUAUUUAGAUUACUUUAAUACAUGACUAUAUAAAGUUUAUAUUUUCUAUCAGAUCAUAUUUGAAAAUUGUAAAGAUUAAGCGUAGAUGUAGACUGACGACAGUUCUCUAGAGGCAAGGCAGGUGUGGUUUAGUUAGCGUGUACAGAGCCAGAUGUUUCCUCCAGCGGUGCUCUCACUGCUUCCCAUACAGCAUGAUUUGAUUUAGAGAUGAUAGACAUCGGAGUGUUUUCUAACAUCAUGUAUCCACAUUAAGUAACUGGCAACCCUGCACAACUAAAUGUCCAUCAGUAUUUUUUAAUCCUCUAAUAAAUUCAAAUAGAUGGUUUUAUUUCAAUAAUAAUUCCUCCUUCGUCAUCGGCCAUUCAGCAUCAGCGGUGUGAUUUUUGCCUGCGUGGACUCGAAAUUCAUUCCGUAAGGUAUUCAUUUGCCAAACAUUAUUCACAACACCUUCCACAGCGAGGCAACACUCACUGCAUCAGCACAUGGUGAACGCGUCCGUUUCAUAGAGCGCGUCUUGUUUUCGUCAGCACAGAAAGAUGAGAGGCAGCUUUAUUGUGAUUGGGCUGAGCUGUGUGCUUCUGGCACUUUGUCAAGUAUCUCUUGAUUGUUUGUGAACACAGCCUGGGUUCAACAAGUGGGUGGCUGAAUGAAUGAAUGAAUGUCAAAUGCGCAUGUGGGAAAGAAACAAAAAAAAACCUGUACUACCUGUAAAUGGUCAUUUUCUGCUUUUCUGGUUUCUCUUGACUCAUCUAACGAACAGAAUACCCGUAGCUGUGUUGUAAUUAUGUUGAUGAACUAUUGAGUGUAAAUGUACAGUUUUUGCUAUGCACAGCUCAUCACUUUCCAUUUGGUAUUGUAUGCUUGUGUGUCUUUAGUUCAUUUUCUUAUUCAAGUGUCAUUUUAUUUAUUCUUUAUGCGCAGCUUUAGUCAGGGUCACGAGGCGACUGAUCUCGUGAACAUGCAAUCCUAGCUGCUACUAGUGUGGUAACGGUGUGUCUUGUCCCAAUCAAUUGCAUGUUGGUGCAGUUAAUGUAUUAAGAUGUGCAGCUGGUAGUUUCCCCUCCCUGGAUAUUUAGGUUUAAAGUAAACACAGUUGGUCUCAUUAGGUUUAUUUAUUGGUUGCCUACAGGCUCCCUUUUAUAACCGUUUUAUAUGUUUUCAUCACCUUUACGUUUUGUUCAAUGCUUUCAAAUGAAGGACAUGUUUUUGAUCUAUAAAACUUAUAUCAUGCCUGAAAGUAAAAACUGCUGUUAUUGUUUGUACACAAACAUAUAAAACAUCAGUAGAUUUAAAUAGUUUCUUCAUGUACUUUAUUUUCUUUGGAAAGGUGUAUAACCAAGCAUACAUAUUACAUGUUUUUAUUCCAUAUUUAAGCUCACCAGACGGCAUACAUACAAAACUAUGGAGCUUAAAAUGCAGCAUUACCAAUUCUAGUUUAAUGGCAUUUGUUCAUCUUGCAGAGCUUUGAGAUGCCAAGCUCCCUUUAAUACACGGGGAUAAGGCAGCGAGGUACAGGAGCGGGGGGGGGGGGGUUAUAACGCUCGAUCGUCUCUGAAGAAACAAAUUAAAACUCGUUUUCAGGGCGACUGCAGCAUCCAAGACUUUCUUCAUCGGUACCAUAUUGGGUCAGUUCUCUGGGAACAACACUCACUCGCAUUACAUCCGAGGCCAAAAAAGCAAAAACUUGCACAGAAAAUACAA